CCCGGCCAGCGGAGCCGGCGCCAGCGGGCUGCUGAGGUGGCUGUCGCCGGCUCGGAGUUGCGGCUUUCCCGGGUCGAGCCCCCGAUGGAGGCCGAGGCCGCGGAUGGCCCCCCGGGCGGGGUUGAGGCGGCGCUCAGCUGCUUCUCUUUCAACCAGGACUGCACAUCCCUAGCAAUCGGAACCAAAGCCGGUUAUAAGCUGUUUUCUUUGAGUUCUGUGGAACAACUGGACCAAGUCCAUGUAAGCAACGAGAUCCCGGAUGUCUACAUCGUGGAGCGUCUCUUCUCCAGCAGCCUGGUCGUCGUGGUCAGCCACACGAAGCCGCGGCAGAUGAACGUCUACCACUUCAAGAAAGGCACGGAGAUCUGUAACUACAACUAUUCCAGCAGCAUCUUGUCCAUAAGGCUGAACCGGCAGCGGCUGCUGGUGUGCCUGGAGGAGGCCAUCUACAUCCACAACAUCAAGGACAUGAAGCUGUUGAAGACCAUCCUGGAUAUUCCUGCAAACCCAACAGGUCUGUGUGCCCUCUCUAUCAACCAUUCCAAUUCUUACGUGGCCUAUCCUGGAAGCCUGACCACGGGCGAGAUUGUGCUCUAUGAUGGACACUCCCUGAAACCAGUGUGCACGAUCGCAGCCCACGAGGGGACGCUGGCCGCCAUCGCCUUCAAUGCCUCGGGCUCCAAACUGGCAAGUGCAUCAGAAAAAGGCACCGUCAUCCGGGUGUUCUCCGUACCUGACGGGCGAAAGCUCUACGAGUUUCGGAGAGGAAUGAAAAGGUACGUGACCAUCAGCUCCCUGGUUUUCAGCAUGGACUCACAGUUCCUCUGCGCCUCCAGCAACACGGAGACCGUGCACAUCUUCAAGCUGGAGCACAUCACCAACAGCCGACCCGAGGAGCCCUCCACCUGGACCGGCUACAUGGGGAAGAUGUUCAUGGCCGCUUCCAACUACCUCCCCGCCCAGGUGUCAGACAUGAUGAACCAGGACAGGGCCUUUGCCACCGGGCGUUUGCACUUCUCCGGGCAGAAGAACAUCUGCACCCUCUCCACGAUCCAGAAACUGCCGAGGCUCCUGGUCGCAUCUUCCGACGGACACCUUUACGUCUACAAUUUGGACCCUCAGGAUGGAGGAGAAUGUGUCCUAAUCAAGACCCACAGCUUGCUUAGCUCAGGGACAACCGAAGACAAUAAAGAAAAUGACCUCAGACCUCCAUUACCUCAGUCUUACGCGGCGACCGUAGCCAGACCAAGUACAUCUUCUGCCUCCACUGUUCGCGGCUAUUCUGAGGACGGCGGGGCCCUCCGAGGAGAGGUCAUUCCUGAACACGAGUUUGCGACGGGACCAGUGUGUCUGGACGAUGAGGAGGAAUUCCCCCCUAUAAUCUUGUGCCGUGGAAAUCAGAAGGGCAAAACGAAGCAGUCCUGAUGAGAAGCGCACCUCAGAAAUCAGGACACCCCCUGUCAGGUGGUUGUGGAGAGAACGCGGAAGGUGGAAGAACGGAGCGCUAUUGUGUGCGCAGAGGAGGGAGGCAGGAGUCCACGGGCCACGCGGUCCGCUGCUCGCCAAGCCCUCCUCCGCCCCGGGGGCCAGUGGGGAUGGGAGAGACUGUGCGCACAUCCUGCUCUCUGAAGCACGUUACAGCCCUGGUCUCGAUGCUCACUAACCAUGCAGGUCUAUACCCAGAACUUUACAGGAGAAAGGGCAUCCUUGUUAAAUGUAUGCCAUGUAAAAAAUGUACGUAUAGGAAAACCUCUUUGAAUUGUAUUUCUUGUAUAUGACAUAGAGAGAAACUGAUUUUAGCCAGGCAAAGUAUUUUUGCAGUGGUUGGAAUAAAUCCUUUAUUACCUUAGAGUCCCGUUUUGGACACGUAUAAUAAAAUCAUGGCAAUGCA
This is a messenger RNA of Suricata suricatta (meerkat), 1891 nucleotides long. It is a transcript of the gene WIPI1, whose product is annotated as WD repeat domain, phosphoinositide interacting 1. Gene Ontology annotation, molecular function: phosphatidylinositol-3,5-bisphosphate binding; phosphatidylinositol-3-phosphate binding; protein binding. Gene Ontology annotation, biological process: nucleophagy; protein localization to phagophore assembly site; protein lipidation. Gene Ontology annotation, cellular component: cytosol; extrinsic component of membrane; phagophore assembly site membrane. The transcript is spliced from 13 exons. Bases 85 to 1425 code for a protein of 446 amino acids. The record is from RefSeq and is a predicted model, not a curated record. NCBI's taxonomy places the organism in Eukaryota, Metazoa, Chordata, Mammalia, Carnivora, Herpestidae.